AUGCCUUUUACGCACUACCGCGCGCUAAAAGCGAUGCCGACGAUGACGCUCGCGUUGUUGUUCCUUUUCGCGACGUGUUCCUUUCUCUCCCUCUUUUUGGUCGAGAGCGUGGACGCACGAACGGAUGAAUCCUUCUUGAAAAUCAAAACCGAUGACGACUUUUCCACGAGGGAAGGUGCCUUGAAGCUGACGAAAGCGGGACACGUGAACGAGUAUCGCGUGCUCCGUGGACACGACAAAAAGCAAAAAAUUAUCUCGACUACGCCAGAUGCGUACGUCUCCUCGGAAGAUCUUCCGGAAUCUUUCACCUGGUCGAACGUUUCCGGACACAACUUUCUCAGCAAGAGCUUGAACCAACACAUACCGCAGUAUUGCGGGUCGUGUUGGGCGCACGGCGCGAUGUCGGCGCUCGCGGAUAGGAUCCAAAUCGCGAGCGGGAAGAAACGAAUGCAAGACGUGAACUUGGCGAUUCAGUUUAUUCUGAAUUGUGGGACGGAAGUUGCCGGCUCGUGCCACGGAGGCUCGCAUACCGGCGCGUAUCAGUUUGUACACGACGUCGGCUUUGUGCCGUACGAUACGUGUUUGAGUUACGAGGCGUGCUCGAACGAAUCGAUCGAAGGCUCGUGCGGGUACGUGACGGAUAGAUACAAGUGCAACGCGAUUAACACGUGCCGGACGUGCUCGACUUUUUCGCAGUUGGGUGGUUUUUGCGCGCCGUUGGCGACGUUUCCAAACGCGACGGUCAAAGAAUACGGGACGAUUUCGGGGGAAGAGGCGAUUAUGAAGGAACUCUACGCGCGAGGCCCCGUGGCGGCUGGUAUUGAUGCCGACGGUUUACGUUCUUAUACUAAAGGUAUUUAUACCGACACCCCGUCUUAUGAAAUCAAUCACAUCGUCAGCAUCGUCGGUUGGGGCGUAGAGAAGAAAACAAACACGAAGUAUUGGAUCGUUCGAAACAGUUGGGGCCAAUAUUGGGGCGAGAUGGGCUUUUUCCGCAUCGUCCGCGGAAAGAAAAGUUUAGGCAUCGAAGACGAAGUCGCGUGGGCAACUCCUGGAAGAUGGACUGGGAUGAAACACGACGAUUUUGCGAACUUCCCGUGCUUCGAAGACGGCGCCAAUUGUCAGGAGGAAGAUUUCUUGCCGGACGUGAAAGAUAUGGCGGCGGAAUACGUCGACCCGAGCGUGAAAGGGAUUCCGUUCGGGAAGGUACACUCCGACGAAAAACAAAAGGAGAAACAAUAA
Messenger RNA from Bathycoccus prasinos, 1242 nucleotides. RefSeq lists its product with no specific name. Bases 1 to 1242 code for a protein of 413 amino acids. The record is from RefSeq and is a predicted model, not a curated record. The transcript has a single exon. Lineage: Eukaryota; Viridiplantae; Chlorophyta; Mamiellophyceae; Mamiellales; Bathycoccaceae. Gene Ontology annotation, molecular function: cysteine-type endopeptidase activity. Gene Ontology annotation, cellular component: lysosome.